This is a messenger RNA of Teleopsis dalmanni, 1629 nucleotides long. RefSeq lists its product as uncharacterized. Lineage: Eukaryota; Metazoa; Arthropoda; Insecta; Diptera; Diopsidae. The record is from RefSeq and is a predicted model, not a curated record. The coding region runs from base 292 to 888 and encodes 198 amino acids. The transcript is spliced from 2 exons.
GAUUUCUUGAUUCAACAAAGAAAGAAAGACCGACCAGGAAGCAUAGCAGACAUUGAUAAAAAAUUAUCACAAAAAGAAAAGCGCAAGUUAGAACUAUUGGAGAAACUUGAUAAGCGUAAACAGCAAUAUAUGCAAGAUUUAUGUGCAAGUGUUCCAGGUAAUAACAUAUAAGAAUCAAUGAUUGACGUCUCUUUAUUUGUUUCCAAUAAUCAUACAUGAAAGUAUAUUUUUCGAAUAGCAGCGACAGAUUCUAGACUCGAUAUUGAGCAUAGCAAUAAUAGUGAAGAUUUUAUGGAAUAUCCAUCGUCCUCGGAAGUAGCAAUAGAAGAAAAUAUUAUAAUUGGAAAAAUACAUUUCUUUGAUGAUAGAAUGCUUGCUUGCAUGGAUAAAUCUAAAAUUUCUACUAGAGAUGCGAUUCAUUUCAUAAGUGCAACAGCAGCUGCUUUAGGUCAUCGCGUAGAAGAUCUUGUUUUGAAUCGUACAACUGUCCACCUGAUAAGAAAAGAAUACCGACGCAGAAAAGCGCAUGAUAUUUUGAAGAAUUUCGAUAUCCCUCAAGUUUUUGUAUUCCAUUGGGAUGGAAAACUUCUACCAAAAAUGAAGGGUAAAAAAAAGGUUGAUCGACUUGCUCUUGUCGUCACAGGAGAAAAAACCGAAAAUAUACUUGGUAUUUCGAAACUAGAUAACAGCACUGGUAACAAAAUCGCACAUGCAAUUCAUCAAUUUUUAAUUACUUGGGAAUUAAACAACUUAGUUGAAUUUAUUUGCCUUGAUACAACAAGUUCUAAUACUGGUAUUCAAAAGGGUGCCGCCUUUUUGCUCGAGCAGAAAUUGGGGCGUGAAUUACUUUUUCUCCAUGCUGCCAUCAUAUCAACGAAAUAUUUCUAAAAGCUGUUUUUGAACUGAAUUUUGGUACCUCAUCGGCUCCAGAAAUUUAAAUUUUUAAGCGUUUUGCUGACGGCAAAAGAAUUAAACGCCAUACGCAAUAUUUGUAUUUUUCUAACUCGCUAUUACAUACAGUAUUGGUUAACAUGCCAGCACGCAAUUGAAGCGCCACGUAGGGAUUUACAACUAAUUAAAGAUGCAAUCCAGUAUUUUGAUAAACGAAUUUCAGCGGUUUUAUUAGAAAAAUUCAAAAAUCACUUGUGGUAUUUGUCAGAAGAAGCAGUUGGCUCAGCAUUUUUCGACUCUAAAGUUCCACUGGAUACUAAAGGAAAGAUGAUUAAGGCUUUGGAAAAAACUAAAGAUGACGAUAUUCCAUGUUCAAAAAUUCGAAACGACAAUCGAAGACAUAAUGAAGCUCGAAGAUAAGGAUCUCAGCUAUCUUGUUACUUGUAAGACGAAACGAUUUUUUCUUCGAUUGGAAAUUAGCUCCGAUUUUUUAAAGUACGAUCCGUCAUCAUGGGGUGAAAGAGGUGAUUAUUCUUCUGGCCUGCAAAUUUGUAAAAACCUGACAGUUGUAAACGAUCCAGCAGAAAGAGCUGUUAAGUUAAUCACUGACUUCAACCGAGCCUUAACAUAUGACGAAAAAGACAAACAGUAUUUAUAGCAAGUUGUUGAAUAUUAUCGACACAUGUAUCCAUCUCAUACUAAAUCGUCACUACUAAGCCGAAAACAUGAAAAAUUUUA